Prunus mume (Japanese apricot) is the source of this 1235-nucleotide messenger RNA. RefSeq lists its product as uncharacterized. The record is from RefSeq and is a predicted model, not a curated record. Lineage: Eukaryota; Viridiplantae; Streptophyta; Magnoliopsida; Rosales; Rosaceae.
UUGCUCACAUUGUUCAUGCCAAUACGCUCACACCAUUUGUGUAGCAGCUAGAAAUUAAUAGUAGCGUGGGAUCUCUUUAAUGGCCACAACUCCUGCCACCGCCCAACAAUUACUGGCGGCGAGUUUUUCUGGCAUGGUUUUCGGGUUUCUUGAGGAUUGUCAAGAUUUCCGGGAAAGCUAUAGCAGCAGUAGCGAUGGAAGCCAAGUAAAUGAAGCCUUCUUGUUAGAUGAAGAGGAAGAAGAAGCUGGAGAUCAGGAGAAGGACAGGAGGUUUUGGGAAAACCAGCACCAGCUUUUACAAGCGACCUUGUGCAGGACUAGUUCUCUAGAGACGAGAAUUAGGAGUGUGACAAAAGAGGCGGUGAAGGAGAUAAAUAGGGAAGGGACAGAGUGUGGUUGUGGGAAACCGAUGGCUAGUGGUUGCCGGAGCUGCCUAAUGAGAGAAGUUUCCGGCAGGCUUUGCAAUGCUGGUUACAACAGUGCCAUUUGCACGUCUAAGUGGAGGAGUUCGCCGGAUAUUCCUUCAGGAGAGCACACAUUUAUUGAUGUGGUGGACAGUUCAAACCCUAAGAAGGGAGAGGUGAGGGUGAUUAUAGAACUCAACUUCAGAGCAGAGUUCGAGAUGGCCAGAGCAAGCAAUGAAUACAAUAAUCUGGUGAACCGGCUUCCUGAAGUGUUUGUUGGCAAAGUUGAGAGACUACAAAACCUAAUUAAAAUCUUAUGCUCAGCUGCAAAGAAAUGCAUGAAGGAGAAGAAAAUGCACAUGGGGCCAUGGAGGAAGCAGAAGUACAUGCAAGCUAAAUGGCUCAGUCCCUGCAAAAGAACUACAUCAACACCACUUUUGUCAGUGGGAAACUCUGGCCGGUUGCGGCCAAAGCCGAAGGAAUCCAUGCUAACGGUAGAUUUGCUGGAGAUGCUGCCUAACAGUUAUUGCAUCACAGCAGUUGAAGUUGUGUGAUUUUAAGCAAGUUUUUUGGUUCAUCUUCUUGCUUUGAUCGUUUUGAAAUAGUCGAGUUUCUAAUACUUCUGAGCUUAGUGUAUGUAUACUAUAUGUGUAAAGGAAAGAAGAUCAUCUAAUUAGUAAUAAUGGAUAUGAAAUCUGUUGUUGCCCACUGUAAUACUGCAAAAUAACAGUUCUGCUUCAGGGAAAGAAAAAAAAAGGUUCAAGAGGGAGCAAUUGUAAUUGUUUUAGCUUUUUACACAUUUUCUUGCUGAUGGGGGCACAAAUUUGAACA